Messenger RNA from Nicotiana tabacum (common tobacco), 1221 nucleotides. NCBI's taxonomy places the organism in Eukaryota, Viridiplantae, Streptophyta, Magnoliopsida, Solanales, Solanaceae. The record is from RefSeq and is a predicted model, not a curated record.
AUGGGAUUAUAUAGGAUCAUUAGCAUUGGCCGGAUACAGCUCGACUAUGCUUUGAUCACGGCGUUGAUUGAGCGGUGGCGACCGGAGACGCACACUUUCCAUCUGCCCAUCGGCGAAGCCACCAUCACACUCCAGGACGUCGAGAUUUUAUAUGGCCUGUCCACUGAUGGCUUGCCAGUUUUACUACCUGGGAAUAUGAGAUAUUUUAAUCGGGCUUCAUAUAUGGAUAUGCUGCACAGGCUCACGGGCUUCAGGUCCGAAGACCCAGAUGUAGCAAUUGGGAGCAGUCGUAUGCAGUUGGUCCCCAUUAGAGACCACUUGGUGCAGAUCCACGAUACUAUCACCGACGACUCAGCGGAGGUGGAUGUGGAGCAAUAUACGAGGCUGUUGUUGCUCCUUCUAUUUGGGGGGGUCUUGUUCCCGAACACUUCGGGGAACCUAGUGAGCCUCCAUUUUCUGCAUCAUAUUGCGGACUUCGAUGAUACAGUCAGCUACAGCUGGGGUGGUGCUGUCCUAUCUUUUUUGUACAGGCAAAUUUGUCGGGUUUGGGUAUGGGAGCGAUUUCUGCAGCUUCGGCCACCUCUACCACAGCUACCGGCUAAUGUACAUAUUCCUGAUCUCCCUCUAGCUUGUAGGUGGGUAUUGCGUAGUAGACUUGCACGAGAGUAUCAUGGCCAUCAUAAUCUUCCCUUCUGUAGGGAUGUGUUGAAUUUUCUGGAGGAUGCACAGUUCAUCUGGACGCCGUACAACGAAGAGCUGAUAGGUACCCUGCCAGCGUAUUGCACACACGGCCGCCAUAUUUGGAGGGCUUCCAUCCCUCUCACGUGCCUCGAUAUUGUUGAGCAUCAUGCCUUAGAACGAGUAUUUCGUCAGUUUGGAUUUCCACAGUCUAUACUGACUCGGCCUGCAUGGGAUCCUUUACAUUAUGAGAGGGAUGAUCGGAUGAGAGUGGACGACACAUUUAUUGAUUGGCUGACAGCGCAGUUGGGUAUUUGGGACAACCGAGGGGACUUGACCCCAGCUCUGCAACACUUUCCUAUCGAAGUUUAUAUGGCAUGGUACCGCACUGCGAUUGGAUUGCGUACCGUAUAUCGUAUGGGGCAGCAGAUGCAGAGUUAUGUCCACGAUCAUGUGAUCAUGCAGGACUAUAGUCGUCGCUUAAUGGAUGUGGCUGCCCAGACACUGCAGCGAGGCCGAUCGGAUCAGCGUUUAGCACACUAG